AUGGCGGAUAAGGACGACCUAAUCAUAUGCCUUCUACUGGUGGACCAGAUUCGUUUUCUCACCAAAGUGACUCUUUUCCAGUCCCAGGAAGCCAAUUAUCUUUCCUGUCACCUCAAAGAACCACCUCCUGGAUUCACUCUACCUGAUGCAUCACCUGUUGUGAAGCCACCUCCUGGAUUCACUCUACCUGAUGCACCACCUGUUGUGAAGCCACCACCAGGUUUUACUGUACCUCCUGCCACCUCAGCUGCAGUGAGACCACCACCAGGGUUUCAUCUACCUGCCACUUCACCUGCAGUGAAGCCACCACCAGGUUUUACGGUACCUCCUGCCACCUCAGCUGCCGUGAGACCACCACCUGGAUUUGAUCUUCCUGCCACUUCACCUGCAGUGAAGCCACCUCCUGGGUUUGAUCUGCCUGCCUCCUCAGCUGUAGUGAAGCCACCACCAGGUUUUACUGUACCUCCUGCCACCUCAGCUGCAGUGAAGCCACCACCAGGUUUUACUGUACCUCCUGCCACCUCAGCUGCAGUGAAGCCACCUCCUGGGUUCCUACUUCCAGAUGCACCCGCUGUAGUGAAGCCACCUCCUGGUUUUACUCUACCUGAUGCAUGCUCUGCAGUCAAACCCCCACCAGGGUUCCCUUUGCCUGUAACAUCACCUGCAGUACGACCACCUCCUGGGUUUGCUCUGCUCAACCCUUCACCUGCAGUGAAACCACUUCCUGGUUUUACUGUAACGGAUGCAUUGCCUGUGGUAAAGCCACCUCCUUGGUUUGUGCUUGAUAACUUACCUGCAGUGAAGCCUCCCCCUGGCUUUGCUCUGCCAGUUGCAUCAACUGUUGCACGGCCACCUCCAGGGCUUGCUCUUUCCAACGACUCAGCCGCAGUGAAGCCUCCUCUUGGGUUUGCCUUACCCAUUGCCUUAACUGCAGUCCGACCGCCCCCUGGGUUUGCCUUACCCAAUGCCUCAGCUGCAGCCCGAGCAGUGAAGCCUCCUCUUGGGUUUGCCUUACCCAAUGCCUCAGCUGCAGUCCGAGCAGUGAAGACUCCUACUGGGUUUGCCUUACCCAAUGCCUCAGCUGCAGUCCAAGCAGUGAAGACUCCUACUGGGUUUGCCUUACCCAAUGCCUCAGCUGCAGUCCGAGCAGUGAAGCCUCCUCCUGGGUUUGCCUUACCCAAUGCCUCAGCUGCAGUCCGAGCAGUGAAGCCUCCUCCUGGGUUUGCCUUACCCAAUGCCUCAGCUGCAGUCCGAGCAGUGAAGCCUCCUUCUGAGCUCCUGGUUGCAGACGUCUCACCUGCAGCAUAGCCCCCGUCUGCGUUUCUCCUUUCUGAGUGCAUGAGACCUGAAUUGUGUCCAGAAGUUCCAGAUUGGGAGAUGGAGGAUGAGGCUCAAAACAUUGAGAAGAAUCAUCAUGUGUGUGCACAAGACAAAGCAAUGACAGUAACAUCCAAUGACUCAAAAGAUGUCCAGAAUCAUGCAGCACUGCCAUCUGAGAGAGUCAAGUCCACCAAGAAGAAGGGACUGAAGGCCUUUCUGCAGAAGAUAAGGAAGGUGUUGAGAUUUCGGGCAUCCUCCAGUGACUCAGAGGGAGGCGCGCUGAGGCUCUCUAGAAGUCAC
Messenger RNA from Alosa sapidissima (American shad), 1620 nucleotides. Its product is annotated as proline-rich extensin-like protein EPR1. Lineage: Eukaryota; Metazoa; Chordata; Actinopteri; Clupeiformes; Clupeidae. The coding region runs from base 1 to 1308 and encodes 435 amino acids. The transcript is spliced from 3 exons. The record is from RefSeq and is a predicted model, not a curated record.